AUGACGUCCCCCUUCGCAACCCCUCCCCACCCCGUCACGGGCGGAAAACUCUCCCCCUUCACCGUCUCGGUGCCCGACGCGGAAAUCCAAAAGCUCAAAACCCUCCUCGAGCUGCUCCCCAUCGCGGCCCCCAACCACGCCAACGCCGCGCAGCACGCGGGCCGGUUCGGCGUGACGCGCGACUGGCUCGCGUCGGCCGUCGCGCACUGGGCCGACCCCACGGCGUUCGACUGGCGCGCGCACGAAGCCACCAUCAACAGCGUCCCGCACUUCAAGCUCGACGUCGCCGACGACUACGACGCGUCCGGCUCCGGCAAGCCUUACACCAUCCACUUCGCCGCCCUCUUCUCGGCGAACCCAGAUGCGCUGCCCAUCCUCCUCAUGCACGGCUGGCCCGGGUCCUUCGCCGAGUUUUUGCCUAUCCUCCUGGCGCUGCAAGAGCGCUAUAAGGACGACCCCGCCGCCCUGCCGUACCACCUCGUCGUGCCGUCGCUGACCGGCUUCGGCUUCUCGUCGCCGCCGCCGGUCGAUGUGGAUAUGACGACUGAGGACCAGGCGCGGAUCAUGGCGAAGCUGAUGGCGACGCUGGGUUUUGGGAAGAAGGGAGGGGCGGGCGGUACCGGCGCUGGCGGGUACCUGGUGCAGGGUGGGGACGUGGGGUCCAUUGUCGGCACGGCCAUGGCCGCGCUGUACGAUGACGUCAGGGGAGCGCACCUGAACAUGAUCAUGUUGCGGGAGCCCCCUCCAGGCGUGGAUGCUGCGGCGAUUAAGUAUUCUGAGCGCGAGCUGGAGAAGAUGGAAGAUGGCAAGCGGUUCCUCGAGACCGGGUCGGAUUAUGCGCGCAUUCACGGGAAUAAGCCGAGCACCGUCGGGCUUGCCGUUGGGAGUAGCCCGGUCGCGCUUCUCGCGUGGAUCGGAGAGAAAAUGCUGGCUUGGUCGGACCCGGCUACGCAGCCUUCCCUGGACGACAUCUUGAGAAACAUCAGCAUUUAUUGGUUCUCCGGAUGCUACCCGACCAGUAUCUGGUUCUACCGUAACUUCGUCGACCGAAGCAGGAUCUCAGAGAAAAUUACCUGGAAGGGUAUCAAAGGAAAGCCUGUUGGCUUCUCUUCUUUCAGAAGGGAAAUCAGUCUGCCUCCAAAAGCAUGGCUGGACGCAACUGGCGUUGUAUCAUGGUACAGAGAACACGAACAGGGUGGCCACUUUGCCGCGCUCGAGCGACCUCAAGUGCUGUGGAAGGAUGUUGAGGACUUUAUCAGGGAAUCUUUUUAG
This is a messenger RNA of Lasiodiplodia theobromae, 1272 nucleotides long. Its product is annotated as Epoxide hydrolase. Gene Ontology annotation, biological process: epoxide metabolic process. The record is from RefSeq and is a predicted model, not a curated record. The transcript has 4 exons. Bases 1 to 1272 code for a protein of 423 amino acids. Gene Ontology annotation, molecular function: epoxide hydrolase activity. NCBI's taxonomy places the organism in Eukaryota, Fungi, Ascomycota, Dothideomycetes, Botryosphaeriales, Botryosphaeriaceae.